CGAAUGAUUGAAUGCAUGACUAAUGUGCUUCUCACCCUGCCCCCGCAGUGUUACCUGUUUCACAUGUAUGUGGGUGUCCGAGCUGGUGGGGGCAUUGGGGACGAGAUUGAGGACCCAGCAGGCGAUGAAUACGAGCUGUACCGGGUGGUCUUCGACAUCACCUUCUUCUUCUUUGUCAUCGUCAUCCUGUUGGCCAUCAUCCAGGGUCUGAUCAUUGAUGCUUUUGGUGAGCUCCGAGACCAACAAGAGCAAGUGAAGGAAGAUAUGGAGACCAAGUGCUUCAUCUGUGGUAUCGGCAGCGAUUACUUUGAUUCAACACCGCAUGGGUUCGAGACUCACACACUAGAGGAGCACAACCUGGCCAAUUACAUGUUUUUCCUGAUGUAUCUGAUAAACAAGGACGAGACCGAACACACGGGUCAGGAGUCUUACGUCUGGAAGAUGUACCAAGAGAGAUGUUGGGAUUUCUUCCCGGCUGGCGAUUGUUUCCGCAAGCAGUAUGAGGACCAGCUUAGCUGAGACACCCCCAGCUGGCCCUUCACCCCCACCUCGAAGGUCCUUAUUCUCACAGCAAGCCCCUUAGCCCCCAAAUCCCUCCCCGCCAGGCGGCUGGGGGAGGGUGACCAUGUACUGGCAAAAUAAAGUCUGUGCUACACCCCUGA
Messenger RNA from Physeter macrocephalus (sperm whale), 662 nucleotides. Its product is annotated as ryanodine receptor 1-like. The coding region runs from base 4 to 519 and encodes 171 amino acids. Gene Ontology annotation, cellular component: Z disc; sarcoplasmic reticulum membrane; smooth endoplasmic reticulum. The transcript is spliced from 5 exons. The record is from RefSeq and is a predicted model, not a curated record. Gene Ontology annotation, molecular function: ryanodine-sensitive calcium-release channel activity. Lineage: Eukaryota; Metazoa; Chordata; Mammalia; Artiodactyla; Physeteridae. Gene Ontology annotation, biological process: release of sequestered calcium ion into cytosol by sarcoplasmic reticulum; striated muscle contraction.